AUGCGUUCGCACAAAGCACGGCAGCACGGUUACCGGGGUCAAAACAAAACCGCUCGGGCCGGUGUGUUGCCUGCGCUGGACUACGAGGCUGUCACCGCCUCGGUGGGUCAGGUCCCUGCCGCGCGGGUGGAGCUGCCUAGGUUUCGCUCCUACACCAACUGCUGCAGCCAGGUGGCCCGCUUUUUCAUGACGAGCAUGGAUGUGGACGCGCAGCUGGCCCAGCAGGCGAGGCAGGAGCUGGAGGAUGUCUUCGCGACUGCGUCGAAGCAAGCGGGCGAGCCAGCCCAAGAGAACCCGGAGGGGGAGGGACGUCCUUCAAAACGGCGAAAGGACGACAGCAAGCAGGGCAAGGGUCCAUCCUACAGUUCCUGGGACAGCAACUGGAGCGGCGGUCAGCGUCCCAAGCGGCACUGGAAGGACGAUGCCCAGCAGGAGGCAGGGAGCGGCGAGGGCAAGCAGACCCAGGAGCUCCUGAAGUGCCUGGUGAAGAUGACGGUGAGGCACGAGCAAGAGCUCAUGCGCAUCCGCCCGGAUGUGGGCUUUAUAGCCUUCGUCGAUACUUCAAGCCUCGGCUGUGUCGAGUUGCUACAGGGAGUGCUCAAGGCCUGGCAGGCUCAGUUCGAAGCGGGCACGGUAAAGACUGCCCUGAGGACGAUUCUUGCUAUGAGCAUGAUGAAGGAUCUAAAGGAGAGGGCCGAGGCUAUUCUCCGAGACGAGGACAAGCUCCAACGCUGCCUGACUGUGGGCUGGGCGCUGGAAACCGAGUCGGGGCUGAACCCUGCAUGGAUCUACCAAACAUGGGACUCGAAAGAGAAGAAGCAGGUUCGCUCGGAAGCACCGCCGCUCAAGCACACCGAGGCUCUCCGCUUUGGUGGACGUUCUCCUGGAAAAUCUCCCGCGGGAGGGAGUCCUCACCCGUUCUCGUGCCCCAAGCUUCAACAGGAGACUUUUAUGGAGGAGGUGAUCCCUGUGACCCUGCAGCUGAGCCUGCGCGGAGAGGCGAGCGAAGCCUGUCACAAGGCCCUGAAACAGCUGAGUGGCAGAGGCAUACUUAAGUAUGCCGUACUGCGACUGGAGUCGGCGGGGCAACCAGACCCCUUGGCCACGCAAGGCGACCUAGGUCGGUCGUCUGCGGCGGCUGCGCUAGAGGGAGCGCGGCCGCGGGCCGCACCUGCCAUGCAGGCGCCUGCACUCUUCAGCACCCGACUGGUGAAUCGUACGAACGUGUGCUACAUCAAUACUACCCUGCAGGUGCUUGUAUGGCUCAUGGAAUUCAGUGGGGCCUGCCUUGGCCGAUUGCAGGCUGCUUCUGGGAUACUUCGGGCUGGUAGGGGGAUACAUCUGCCAGACUGCUUUGCGUUGCGUGGACUUUUCAGCACCUGGGCCAUGUUGCACCAGCAACAUGAUGCAGGCGAAUUUCUGCAUCACAGCUUGGAGUUUGCUCGGGCGGAGGCAUGGAACGGUCGCUGGGAAGCCAGACUCAGCAAUCCGGCUGUGGUGCAUGAUGCAGGUACUCUGCAUCAGGCGAUCCUGCUUCACAUGCGAGGCGCCAACUUGCAAGAGCUUCUGGAUGCCUGGAGUAGUCAGUUUGCCGUGCAUGCCAUAACCCAGCAUAAUGGUCUAGUAUUCCUGCAGCUCGGGAGAUAUGCCAGUCACAAUGCCAAGAAUCGUGAUAAGCUGCGCGUACGACCAGGCGACUCCGUGGCCGUUCCCAUUUUUGCCGAGCACUCCUGCACCAGUUUGCGUCAUGAGACCUUCACUGUGGUCGCGCUGGUUUAUCACUUAGGGGAAACU
Messenger RNA from Symbiodinium necroappetens, 1794 nucleotides. The record is from the annotation of a GenBank genome assembly. NCBI's taxonomy places the organism in Eukaryota, Dinophyceae, Suessiales, Symbiodiniaceae.